This is a messenger RNA of Psylliodes chrysocephalus, 2885 nucleotides long. The record is from the annotation of a GenBank genome assembly. NCBI's taxonomy places the organism in Eukaryota, Metazoa, Arthropoda, Insecta, Coleoptera, Chrysomelidae.
CCGGCUUAAGGAUAUAGGGUUUUUUAUUUUUUUUAUUUUAAAUGUUGACCACAGGAAGUCACUAUAUAUUGUCUAUUGUCAUCUGUCACCUGUCACAUCGAAAAUGAAAUUAACGUGAAAAACUUAACCCAUUUAUCACAAAUUUAAUAGAAAUAAUGUUAAUAAUACUGAGUUCAUAACAAAAAUGAAAAUAUAAAUAAUAUUCAAUUAUUAAAAGUGGUAUUUUGUCACAAUAAUGGACUCUGAUGAUUUGUGCAACAUUGAGUUCAUUGAUUUGAACGGCGUAGAAGAAACUGAACAGCUUCGAAUAAGAAAUUCUCUACAGCAGUUGGAUCCUAGUGUACAACUUCCUUGGAUUAAAGACAAAAAAAUACUUCUACGCGGUAAACAAAAUACAAAUGGAUCAGAACAAAGGAGUAUAACGGAGACAGCCCCAGCUUCACAUCACAACACAUUCAUUCAACAUCCUAUAAUUACUCAACCUGUAUAUUAUAAUCACCAGCAACCACCUGUUGUGGUGCAACCUCUCAUUACCUACCCUCAUCCUUCCAAUAUUGUCUAUUAUCCUACCAAUGUGAUUUCGCCGGUGUCUCCUCCAUAUCCCCAACAAGUGUUCAUACCGCACACAAGCUACUCUCAUUCUUAUCCUUGUGCUGUGCCCACAGAAGAAGUUGUAGCCGAAGAGGAUCCCAUAGAAGAGAUUUCAAAGGAAAAUGGUAUAGAAGAUGAAGGGAUAGUACAAAAUGGUACAACACCAGAAAAAGUGCCUGAAACAAUCCCUGUCUCUCCUGUCGUACAGAAUGGUGAUGAAAAUGCAGAUGUAACUGCUAGUCCCGCCCCGGCCAAUAAGUCGUGGGCAAGUUUAUUUAAUUCAAAUAAAUCUGCUAGUAACACUCCUACUGUUAAACAGAAUUCAGACAAAAAUACUUCUAUUCAGGCUGUGAACAAGGAAUCCAAUAAUAAUGACGCAAUUUGUCCCAUCAAGCAUCCAAGAAAGUCACAACAGUUUGUUGAUCCAGACUGUUAUAGAAUGGGUGAAUAUCUUACUUCAUAUGUUAUCGAUGGUAAAGCUCUCAGUCUACAACCCAGAGGUUUAUUGAAUCAAAGCAACUACUGCUACAUCAAUUCAAUCUUACAAGCACUGGUGGCCUGCCCGCCAUUGUACAAUCUUCUGACAGGUUUAGCACAAAACAUUUCUUCGAAUGAGAAACGGAAGCCAACUCCAGUCAUUGAUGGAAUGUGUCGCUUCGCCAAAGAAUUCAAAUAUUUACCCCCGAGUUUGAGAAACAAAGACAAAAAGCCUGACAAGAAUACAAAAAAAGACGCAAACGUUUUGAUUAAUACAGAUAUUCCUUUCGAACCAACUUGGAUAUAUAAAAUGCUAAACGGAAUCAGAACGGAUCUCAUCGAGGGUCGACAGGAAGACGCGGAAGAGUUUCUUGGAUUCUUGCUAAAUGGAUUAAAUGAUGAAAUGUUAGAGCUAAUCAAAUUGGUAAAAAAUGACAGAGAAGAGACAGUGGAAUCCCCGCCAUUUGUUAUCGAUGACAAUGGAGACAAAGAAUGGAAGGUUAUGGGACCAAAAAAUAAACUUAGCAUUACCAGAAGGACAGACUUUGAUAGAACUCCCAUAAGCGACAUUUUUGGAGGGUUACUAAAAUCGAAAAUUCACAGGGCUGGUGACCUUAGCACUGAGAACAUUCAGCCGUUUUUCACUCUUCAGCUAAAUAUAGAGAAAGUGAAAACGGUGAGAGAAGCCCUAGAAGCACUUGUGAAUAAGCAUCAAUUAGAAGGUUUAACUUCUUCCAAGACAAACGAGGAAGUCGAAGCUUGGCAACAAGUACUUUUGGAUGAAUUACCAGUUAUACUUAUCCUUCAUUUGAAGUGUUUCGACUACAAGCAGGAUGGUUGCACAAAAAUUAUCAAAGCUUUGGAGUUUCCCGUCGACCUGAAAAUUGAUCAGAAACUCUUAUCUUCUAAGACACAAUCACAAAAAGAGAAACAUUACAAACUCUUCGCAGUGGUCUACCAUGACGGCAAAGAGGCCAGCAAAGGUCAUUAUGUAACAGACGCAUUUCACAUUGGUUACAGCUGUUGGUUGAGGUACGACGAUGCUUCUGUGAAGACUGUUCAAGAAGAACAAGUACUGAAACCGCAGGGAACCAGAGUUCCUUAUUUAUUAUUCUAUCGACGUAGUGAUACUAUUAGGGGGAAAUAGUUCGAACUUAUGGCCUAAUGUAAUUUUGUCUCUCGUCUAAAUCCCCAAAAAAAAAGAGUAAGAGGUGUAUGCGAAAGUUAUUAUUGUUAAUGUUGACGUAUUUAUAAAUCUAACCUAUUUAUCAUGAUUGUAUUAGUAUUUACUUUGUUUAGUAAUUCAACAUACUUUUUUUUACAAAGAAUUUUUACAGGGUGAGCAGCUUGUAAUUGUUUGAAGGUUUGUGAAUCCCAAUUCUCGAAAUCAAACUAUGGGAGAUUUAAAAUAUUUUUUUAAAUCAUAUUAACAAUAUUAAUAUUGUAUAAUUAUAUAGUUCCUUGGAGAUAGGUGCUUUUGAUUAUUUUUGGAUUAUAAUAAUACAUUUGUAUAUACGAUCGAAUAGAUAUGUAUUCUUUAUUGACAAUAUACAGAUUGAUGAAAAUAUCCAAAGUAGCUUCAAAACCUUUUAUAUACUAUACAUUUAUUGCAGUAUUAGAAUUUGUAUAUGGUGGUGAAAACUUUUUAAUAUUCACUGAUCAAAUUUAGUUUCUUAAUAUUGUUAUUAUGGUCUCUAAUCUCUAGUGGCCGAAUUUAUUGAAUGAAGUAUGAGUUAUUGGAUUUAAAUAAAUAUUUUCCUUUAUUAAAAAAUAAAAUACAUGUAUGAACGAACUAAAAUUAUGGACUAUAAAAGAGC